UCGUGAAAGAGUACUCCAGUCGGUGGUACUACUGCGGCACAAAAGGACGUGCACAGGAGGAGAUGGUUUAAACGGAGUUUCAUCUCCCAUCCCGUCGAGCGAGCGAUCGUAUCCCCGUGUUCACCUGUUCCUGCGCCACGCCGGUACCGCACCACCAAACGGUCGAGGAAUCGUCAUCAAGGAUGUACUGAGAUUGAUAGGAGAAAGUCACGCCCAGGAACAUCCAUGUGCCGUAAACGGUGGCGAGGAGGCUCGGAGCUGCUGGUGCUCUUCAUCCUCCAUCACGUUAUUCUGGGUGACGGAGAUGUCGGGUGUCUGUUCAGCAAGAGCCUCUGCGAUCCCCGAACGGAAACAUGUUACAAUGACCUGGCGUUCGGCAGAUGUCUACCGUCGUACGCUGAUAUGAGCGGUGAAGAUUAUUAUCAAUAUAACUUUAACAUCGACGAACUGGAGUUACUAAGACUGCAAUUAGAGAAGUUGCAAAUUGACGGAUACAAAUGGUCUCAUCCUUACACGCAAUGUGUCAUGAAAACGUCCCUGUACAAUUUGCGCCACGGUGAAACUUACGAUCUUCGACUUUGUCAGGAUUUGACACAAAGUACGCAUUUUGAGAACAAAAAAGAAAUCGAUCAGGCAAUCGAUCGAGUACCUACAAUAGCUGUAGUGAAGUUUACACCGAACAAUGGAAAAUUUAACAGUCAAUUCGCCAACGAGUUGUACUACCCUCCGAGCACGCGAGAACAGUACUUACGCGACUCAUUUUACGACGACGAUUCCUCUCAAUCACUGUACAAGAAACAAUCAGAAGAGAACGAACCCCAAUUCUACAGGCCAAUGUACAAUCCGAAUUCUUACAACGAACACAACUCUUUAACAAAAGAGGGAAGCUACGAGGAAGGUGAUUCGCGCAAAGCUCGUUUGAGUUUUGACGAACCUGACGAGAAGCUCUAUCGGACUCGAAGACAACCGUACGAUCUACAGGAUUACGAAGACGACGCGUUGAAGUCACUUAAGAACAUCUUAGAAGAGGAGACGCUAUCGAAGGAACUUCAUGAUUCGGAUCCCAGAGAUGCUCUAAAUGUGGACGAUCUGGAUUUUUUAGUGAACGACAAAUCUGAUGAUGAUUAUCUUGAUAAAAAGGACGAACCGAGGGAGGAUCUUGAUGUCGAUUACGAGAAGGCCUUCUCGAGGAAGUACAAGCCUAGAAAAUUUGCCGAGCUAACGGAGAAGAAUGAGUUUCUUCUGGAUAACGUGAAACGCAACCUGGAGAAUAAUUAUGAUAGAAAUGAUUACGAUGAUACGAAAAAGGAAGAUGAAUUGCUUCAGAAGGAUAGUUCCCCGAUGGAAAAUGGGAUUUACACUGAAGGAGGACUUGUCCCAGCUGCUGAUGAUAAGUCUAACGUCGAUGACAACGAGAAAGCCUAUGACAAUUUUUUUGACGAUGAUACUAUUCGAUUUGACGAUCUGAACGACUUCCUUCGGAGCCGUGGAUUCAGCGGUUUCAAACGACGAGAACGUUUGGAUGUGAAAAAACCAGGCCCACAGUUUUCGACGAAUAAUUAUGCGUUCAAAACUUCAUCCCCAGCUGAUCCGGAAAACGAAAUGCAUUCUGAUUCAGUCGAAACUGAGCAAGAUAAUGAUGUUCUACUCGCACCACACGUGAAAAAGGAGGUGGGAACCGGUCAGCAUAUGGAUACUUUAAAGUUUUAUAACAACGUCGAUUUGGAUCACGUUUACGUGGAAUUUUUUAAUCAUGAAUUUCAUACGUGGUCCGAGGGAGAACACGUAGUGAAGGAGAUUGGUAAAUUAUUGGGAUUAACACCUGGAUCGUUAAAAGACGUCCGAGUCGGUCUAGCAGAAGUGACAUUCAAAGUCGUGAAAAAUAAUAAAGAUUACAAUGCUACAGACGUAGUCAGCAACAUAGACAACAUACGCGGACAACUUAAAGAAACUUUGGGUGUCGAGGUGAUUCGUGCAGGCAUAGGUGACAAGAUCAAAUUACCGGCAACAUUAGAAGUCGUUAGAAAAACCGAGAUGAGCUCAGGUGUGUUUGGUGUCAUCGUGGGUGCAGGAGUCGCAGCUGCGACUGCAGCUGCGGUGAUCACUCUACUAAUCGCUCGUCGGCACGCGAAAUCCCGAGCCAAGUUGGCGGGAUUAGCCACUGACCCGGAAGCUUCGAAGGACUAUCAGGACCUAUGCAGAGCAAGGAUGCAUGCCAAACAAUCGGACAAACCGGAAUCCCCGCGAAUCACUAGCUUGAGCAGAGAAAGCGAGUCUAAUACCGUGCGCUCGAAUCGGUCUAGUACAUCCUCUUGGGGUGAAGAACCCGCUCUUUCGAACAUGGACAUAUCAACUGGGAAAAUGGUUCUAAGCUAUAUGGAGGAUCAUUUGAAGAAUAAGGAUCGUUUGGAUCAAGAAUGGGCAGCGUUGUGCGCAUACGAAGUGGACCCAUGCUCGACGGAAAUCGCGGAAAGUGAGGCGAACGCGAAGCGUAAUCGCACCGGUGCUGCGAUCCCUUAUGACCACUGCAGGGUGAUAUUAAACGAUCUCGCUAAUGCCAAUAACUCCGACUAUAUUAACGCCUCCACGAUCAGAUCGACGGAUCACGAUCCUCGAAACCCAGCUUACAUUGCUACCCAAGGCCCGCUGCCGCACACGACGGACGAUUUUUGGCAGCUGGUUUGGGAACAGGGCAGCGUGGUAAUCGUUAUGCUAACUAGACUUACUGAGGAAGGGGUUGCCAUGUGUCAUCGUUACUGGCCCGAAGAAGGAUCUGAAUUGUACUACAUUUAUGAAGUGCACCUCGUAUCCGAACACUUCUGGUGCGACGAUUAUCUGGUACGUUCGUUCUACUUGAAGAAUCUGCGUACUGGCGAGACAAGGACUGUAACGCAAUUCCACUUCAUGUCCUGGCCCGAAAACGACGUACCGCAUUCCACGAAGGCUCUUCUCGAAUUCCGACGAAAAAUCAACAAAUCUUACAAGGGCAGAUCAUGUCCGAUAGUCGUACAUUGCAGUGAUGGUGCUGGACGCACUGGUACUUAUUGCUUGAUCGACAUGGUCUUGAAUCGUAUGAUGAAAGGCGCGAAGGAAAUCGACAUCGCGGCUACGUUAGAACAUAUAAGAGAUCAAAGACCGAACAUGGUUGGAACGAAGCAACAAUUUAAAUUCGUUCUCAUGGCCGUGGCGGAAGAAGUACACGCGAUCCUAAAGGCUUUACCCGCACCCCCCGCAGAGAAAUCUCCUCCUCCAGGAAACGAUUCAACGUCGAAGGAAGGUCAGUAAGGUCUCAUUCGAACUAGAAACUGCAGUCGCGGCGAGCAGGGGCAAAGUAUCUGAUUGCAUUCUACCCGUGGUAAAAAAAUGGCCAAACGUUUCUAGUUAACCGUUGUCGUACUACAGAUCUAAAAUUACUAUGCAACUCUUUUGUUUCCUGGAACUGUCUCCUUCUAAAAUACUUUUGGACAUGAUCCGCGAUUUAUCUCAUGUAUCUAACAUUCGACGAGAGCUUUAGUUUGAACUAUUACAUUCCUUCGUAAAUAUUUGAGCUUAUGUAUUAAGAUUAAAAAGUUCAAUUUAUCUUAAAUUACGAAGUUAAAUACAUUGCCAAAUAAUUAUUUUAUACACCAGCUGUCUCGUGUGAUAUUUGUUAUUGCGUCUCGUUUGACUACGGCCUAGUUGGAUAGUCAGGUUCAUGUACAGAUUCGAAAGACUGAGCUAUGCACCUGAUGGACUUCUAAAAUAUGUGCUAAUAAUAUUAUUUCUCUUGUGUUCUUGUAAAUUUAGCUCUUAAAGUAAUCUUUGUAGCGAUUUUAUCGAUUCUAAAAUGAUAUUUGUGAAACGGAUGUGCUUGUCUUCAAUUAUGUUGCUCAGUCUCCAAAAUAGUUUUGUACCAUUUCAUUUGCAUACGUUGCUUUGUCCCAUGGAUAAUCUCCACUAACGUGCUUUACAAUAGCUUUAAAUAAAAUAUCGAAAUAUAUUGUGGGAUAACAUGUAUCUCUAUCUGCCCAGUCAAUUCUAUCAAGCGUACAAACGUUGGAGUUCACACGAAUUACGAUUUGGAUUGAUCUAUCUAUUUUAUUAAAUUAAUUUGAACGCAUAGAUUUGAUACAAAAAAAUUUGAAUGAAAUUUUUACGUUAAGUACGCGAGAGCUGAAAUCACUUUUAGAGAUUGAGAUCAGAAUUUUUAUACUACCUACUGUUACGUGUCCCAGAACGUGUGGAUUUUUAAUGGACGGCUAUGAUCGUUGCUUCCGUGAAAUAAAAUUUUAUCAAACGUUACAUGUAAAAGUUUCAUGUGAAAGAGUCGCGAUGAGCACACUAUUUUUCAAUCUUUUUUCUACGCGUAUCAAAAGAUGAAAAGAGAUGAUCGAGCUGCACAGUAUUCACGUUCGCGCUAUUAGUUAAGUAAAUGUCGAAACAAGAGUGAAUUGUUAGAAUAACGUUUAAUCGAUGUGAAAUAAACAUCUCAGUAUCCUAAAUUUUUUCGUGCGCCUCAUUUCACGUGUGUUAAUCGCAUUUUCCAAUAGUGAAGUGAGGGGCCAAAUCUAAAAAGUCAACAACCGCGUAACGUAAAUUUAAUGUUUUGAUUAUCACACGGAAGUGUCAUCAUGAACAUGCUCUGUGAACGGUACGUUUAAUGAAUCACUAAUAUCGUAACAAUGAUGUUAUAGGUGAUAAAAGAAAAAUAUAUGAAUAUAUAUAUGUUUGCAUAAAUUAUCGUGUGACAAGCUAUAAAUGGAAGUAUCAUGAUAAUUUACCUUAAAAAUGUGACGCUAUUCGUUCUGUAGAUCCAGCCUCCUACAGGAUGAACAGAAGUUACAUACAAGAUUUCGUUUUUUCUUCUUCGUUGUGCAGUACGAUUAUUGAAUAUUAAUGUUUUCCUUUAUUCUAAAUUAUUUGCAUUACUAAUUAUCGGGACUUAUUAAACAAUCAUGAAUUCAUCGAGUACUACAAAUAAAUGAUAAACAAAAACCAAUAUAUAACAUACAGUACUAGAUAACAUAAAUUGCUUCCAUUUCUGAAAAUCCUAUCAUUCUAUGCGUGUAAGAGAGUUAUAGAACCAUUAAUUAUUAUAGUUUAUAUUUUUUUGGUGAAUCAAUACAAGUGAUAUCACAACUGUGAACUCAAUGUGAAAGUUUGCUUGACCAAGA
Messenger RNA from Ceratina calcarata, 5153 nucleotides. RefSeq names its product tyrosine phosphatase IA-2 (gene IA-2). The record is from RefSeq and is a predicted model, not a curated record. Gene Ontology annotation, molecular function: protein tyrosine phosphatase activity. NCBI's taxonomy places the organism in Eukaryota, Metazoa, Arthropoda, Insecta, Hymenoptera, Apidae. Gene Ontology annotation, cellular component: secretory granule; synapse. The transcript has 18 exons. Gene Ontology annotation, biological process: regulation of secretion; protein dephosphorylation. Bases 226 to 3285 code for a protein of 1019 amino acids.